Gadus chalcogrammus (walleye pollock) is the source of this 2654-nucleotide messenger RNA. RefSeq names its product mucin 5f-like (gene muc5fl). NCBI's taxonomy places the organism in Eukaryota, Metazoa, Chordata, Actinopteri, Gadiformes, Gadidae. The transcript is spliced from 19 exons. Gene Ontology annotation, cellular component: extracellular matrix. Bases 153 to 2525 code for a protein of 790 amino acids. Gene Ontology annotation, molecular function: protein binding. The record is from RefSeq and is a predicted model, not a curated record.
CUGAAACAACAUACACUGUUGUACUCAGUACCACCACUGUAACAAUCCCAACUACAACUACAGGAUGUGUCUGUAUUGUUGAUGGCAAGAAUUAUAAACCUGGUGAGACAAUAUACGACAGGAAAGAUAUUGGAUCAGGGAUUUGUCUCAGCAUGAUAUGUUCGGCUAUUUGCGAACUUCGAAACCAAACAGAACCUUGCAACUCUACACCCUCAUCAACACCUUCCCCUCCAACAAUCCCACCUCCUCCCACCUGCCCCGAGUGGGAUCUAUUGCAAAACGAGACAUUUGUGCUGUGUGAUUGCAUAAUGGCCAAAUGCAUUGAGAACACAACGAUUGAAAUAGUAGAAUAUGAAUGCCCCCCACUGGAAGAAAUCUCCUGUGCCAGUGGAAAGAAACCAGUUCUUAUAGACGAUGAAUAUGGAUGCUGCAAGUAUUACACAUGCCCAUGUGAAUGUGAAGGCUGGGGAGACCCACAUUACAUUACGUUUGAUGGCGUCUUCUACAGUUAUCAAGGAAACUGCACAUAUGUCUUAAUGGAAGAGAUCACACCAAAGCAUAAUUUGAAGGUUAUUGUAGACAAUGUGUACUGUGAGCCCACCGAAGACGUUUCUUGUCCUCGCUCAAUUAUCGUGUUGUAUCGCUCACAAGUAAUCACUCUCAAGAAUCAUAACCUUAUGGGAGCAGCCAAGAUGGAGGUUCUCAGUAGCGGAGUGACUGUAAAAGUGCCUUAUUACCAUCAAGGGAUAAAGGUACUAAGCACUGGAAUGUCCUUGAUCUUGGAGAUCCCUACUCUGCAAGUGGUCAUCACAUUUGGAAUUACAGGAUUUAGUAUAAGCCUGCCACCUCGGGAAUUCGUCAACAACACAAAGGGGCAUUGUGGAACAUGCAACAACAACGAGGCUGAUGAUUGUAUGUUGCCUGGAGGCCAGCUGAUACAGAAUUGUGAAGUGAUGGCUGACUUCUAUCUUGUGGAAGACUUGUACAAGCCAUCCUGCCAUGCUCCAUCCGUAAUACCAACCGAUUCGCCCUUACCCCCACCGCCACUAACCACAUGCAAACCAGACUCUGUGUGUGGAGUUCUUCUGGGCAGUCUAUUCGAAGCAUGCCAUGCCAUCGUCUCACCGGACAAAUUCUACCAGGGUUGCGUCUUCGAUAGCUGCCAUGUCGCCAACCCAGUGGUGCAGUGCACCAGCUUGCAGGUGUACGCUGCCGCCUGUGCACAGGCCGGGGUCUGCCUGUACUGGAGGGAUCACACCCCUCUGUGUCCCAGUAACUGCCCAGCAGACAAAGUCUAUAAACCAUGUGGUCCUGCAGAGCAGCAAACCUGUGAAGACAAACCUGGCGACACUCAAAUGAACUUUACCACUGAGGGGUGCUUUUGUCCUGAUGGCAUGAAGCUCUUCAACAAGGAGUCAAACAUAUGUGUUGAUAAAUGUGGAUGUUUGGAUUCAGAGGGCGUUCCCCGCGAGUUUAAUGAGAUAUUUGAUCAAAACUGCCAAACUUGCAUCUGCGAGGAAUCCACCAAGUCUGUGACAUGCAAGCCCAAAGACUGCCCUGCAAUUCCAGCGGAAAGCUGCACCAAACCAGGGUUCAUACUGGUGAAUCAAACCCACCCGGCAGACAGAUGUUGUCUUCACUAUGUUUGCCAAUGUGACAGCAGCACUUGUCCAGUUGUCGACCUGAGCUGCGAUGUUGGAUACAUACCAGAAGUCUCUGUGCCAACGGGACAUUGUUGCCCUGUGCGCCAUUGCUUGCCUAAAGCGGUUUGUCUGCACAAAGGAAUGGAAUACCAGGUCGGUUCCCCAGUCCCAGUCGUCAAGUGUCAGAACUGCACUUGUUCCAGGCAGGUGAUAGAAGCUUCAGGUCUGCGAGAGAUAACCUGUACGAUGCUGGCAUGUGACCAGAACUGUGGUCUGGGAUACAAGUACGUUUCAGACAAGAGCCUUGAGGAGUGUUGUGGGAGGUGCCUGCAGACCCACUGUGUUGUCGACAGAAACAUAACACAGGAGCUGCUUAAGGAAGGAGAAAAGUGGUCCCCACCGGGGAACAUGUGUGAGUCUUAUACUUGCGUGAAGAUUGGAGAGACGCUCACAACAAUCAUGUCCACCACGGUGUGUCCGCACUUCCAGCAGAGCAACUGUUACCCUGAUACAGUUCAGACGGCUGCAAAUGGCUGCUGUAAGAUCUGCGUGGAGAUGGACAAGGGGUGUAAGCGAGGCUCUAUGAGACAGCGGAUCACGCACAACGGGUGCCAGGCCCGGGAGGACGUUGACAUGCCCUAUUGUGAGGGGUCCUGCAACACCUUCGCCAGGUACGAGGAAAUGGCAGCGGGUUUGGAGCACACGUGCGCGUGCUGCCGGGAGUCGCGCUUCAGCAACCGCACGGUGGAGCUGGAGUGUUUGAACGGAGACCUGGUGCCGUACACUUACGUCCACGUGGAGGAGUGCAGCUGCGGAAAGACCGACUGCGACCGGGCGGCCCGGCUGCCAGCUCGCAAGAGACGGGCCAACAUAGGAGUUUAAAUGUUGGACACGACCCAAAAGACGCCCACCGUUACGCUCAGCCAUAUUCUAAAACCUUUUUUGAUGUUUUUAUUUGAAAGCGAAUCAUUUUAAUGUUUGUCAAAAAGUGUCUGACGCAAAUUAAUAAAU